AUGGCAGCGGCACGCGGAGCAAACGCGCUGGCGCAAGAGCCGGCAAUUUACAGGCCACGAGUAUUUAUGAUGUCUGACAUCUUGAACGAACCAGAUGAUGAGAUGUCACUGGUCCGAUUCCUACUCUACUCGAAUCACUUUGAUGUUCGGGGAAUCUGCGCCACUACUUCUAUCAGCCUUCAGAAUGAGACACAUCCCGAAGCCAUGGAGAGGAUCAUCCGUGCCUACGCCAAGGUGGUUGACAACUUGAACACCCAUGUCGGUCCCAACUGCCAGUACCCUGACCCUGAUAAGCUGCUUGCGCUUGUGUCCUCUGGUCCUAAGGUCUAUGGAAGAAAAUUCCUUGACGAGCCUUUGAGCGAGGGCGCUAAGCGUCUAGUGCAGGCUCUGGACGAGUCUGAAGAGCCACUGUACUGCGCACAGGCGCUGCACCAUAUCGAACAGACCAAACCCAAGGAAGAGGGCGCGCGGCUGCGUUCACGGCUCCGAGUCUACGCCAUCUCUGAUCAAGAUGACGCCGGAUUGUGGAUUCGUAUUCACUGGCCCAACAUCUUCUACAUCGUCAGCGUUCAUGGGUUUGGAGAGUUCCUGGCUGCAACAUGGGUUGGCAUUAACGAAUCAGACAAUGGCAUGCCAGAUAUGACAAAGGUCAAGGACGACUGGCUCACCCCCAACAUCCGUCUCGGCCCUCUGGGAGCCGAGUACCCUUAUAUCACAUUCGGCAUGGAGGGCGAUUCGCCUAGCUUCAUGUGGCUCAUUCCCAACGGCCUGUCGAACCCAGAACGGCCUGAAUGGGGUGGCUGGGGUGGUCGCUACAAUAGAGUCACCUGGUCACACGAUCUGAGUGGUGAGUACGGAGUCUCGCCCGACACAGUCAUUACGAAAGAGGGCAAACCGUACAUGAGCGUGCAGUCGACCAUCUGGCGCUGGAGAGACGCGUCCCAGGACGACUUUGCCUCCCGCAUGCAAUGGACGUUGCAUCAGGACUUCAGUGCGACGGCGCACCCCCCCAUCCUGAACAUCAAUGGUUCAGCCGGCCCAGAGCUGCUGCAAAUCGAGUUUGCUCCUGAGGAGUCCGUCAUCCUCGACGCGAGCAAGACCAUUGACGUCGACCACCCCGACGAUCUUAGCCAGCUCGAGUUUGAAUGGUACUAUUACCUGGAGCCCGGAUUCCCCCACUCCACCGGCAAACCCUUUGGCGACAACGUUCCCAUCAAGCCUCUGUCACCCCCUGAAGGCACAGAUGGAAUACUAGCUGUGAACGAGGCUGGCUUUAGCAACGUCGUUCUGGGACCAAAGGUGUCCGUUACGAAUAUGAUUCCCCCCACGUCCAAGAAGGAUCAGCUUGAGGGAGAGUGGCAUGUGAUAUUGCAGGUCAGGACGAAAAAGGGUCCUUACCACAUCCGCAGAUACAAGAGGGUGGUUUUCAAGUAUGUUGCUGCUGAAGCUUGA
Molecule: messenger RNA, 1452 nt
Organism: Fusarium oxysporum Fo47
Lineage: Eukaryota; Fungi; Ascomycota; Sordariomycetes; Hypocreales; Nectriaceae
Product: DUF1593 domain-containing protein
Exons: 3
Coding region: 1-1452 (483 amino acids)
Molecular function (GO): hydrolase activity, hydrolyzing N-glycosyl compounds
Source: RefSeq, a predicted model, not a curated record